Esox lucius (northern pike) is the source of this 2988-nucleotide messenger RNA. RefSeq names its product two pore calcium channel protein 1. The record is from RefSeq and is a predicted model, not a curated record. The coding region runs from base 320 to 2659 and encodes 779 amino acids. Gene Ontology annotation, cellular component: membrane. The transcript is spliced from 19 exons. Gene Ontology annotation, biological process: monoatomic ion transport; transmembrane transport. Lineage: Eukaryota; Metazoa; Chordata; Actinopteri; Esociformes; Esocidae. Gene Ontology annotation, molecular function: monoatomic ion channel activity.
AGUGUGUCACAUGACAGAUAAAGAAGGAUGGCAAGCAAUUUUCAAUGUUUCUGUGAUCAGUCAAAAAAUAUUGUCUCUACUCCAUCUACAGACUACGACAGGAGGUCAAGUAUGUAAACAUAUCCAACUCGAUAAAAAAGUGCAUAGGCUACGUGAAGAGGGAACGUAUCAUUUUACGGACGCUAACAACUUGCAGGAAAACACAGGAGUUAACAAUACUUGGGAGACGACUCCCAACUCAAGCACGGGAUAUCCUGCAAAUAGUUGAUCUACGAAAAGGGAAAGAGUUACGUUUUCAAGGACAUUCACGCACAAAAUAAUGUCUGAUUCAGAUAAAAAGGAUAUAACUCAAGAAGAGGCGCCCGAAAAUGCAAAAGGGAUAACAAACGGUAGAAAUGCAUCUGAAACUCUGAACGGAAAGACCAAGGAUGAUUUCGACCUUGCAGCGGUAUAUGUGUCAGACGCCCAGUAUAAUAGGAACAUCUUUUUUGACACAACACCUGAAGCUAUAAGAUUGUACUUGCUAUAUAAUCAUUGGGUGUUACGCAUCGUGGUGUAUGCCUUCAUCAUAGCGGACCUGGCGUUGGCCAUCUUUGAAGACCCAGCAGUUAUUCCUCUGCCAAUAUGGGCGACCACAUUGAUCGAGCUUGUUUGUCUGGCGGUCUUCACUGUUCGGCUUGUGCACUACGCCAAAGUCAUCCCCCGGGAAAGGUUUUGGAAAGACCCCAAAAACAUCUGCAUCAUUGUCAUCAUUUUGCUCUCACUUGUUGACAUGCUCAUAUAUGGAUCAUUGAAAGCCACGGGUUACUUUGCUGUACGCUGGUCGCGGGUACUGAGGCCCCUCCUCCUUGUCAAUGUCACUGAGGGACGACAGCUCCGUAGAGCAUUCCGAAGCAUCCGGAAUGCAUUGCCACAGAUCCUCUAUGUCUUCCUUCUCUUCAUGUUCAGCGUGCUCAUGUUCUCACUCAUGGCCCUCAAACUGUUUGGGAAAAAGGGCCUUACAACAAACGAUGGGGGCGCCUAUUUCAACGACUAUCUGGAGAUUGUCUUUGAUCUCUAUGUCUUAGUAACAACUGCCAACAGUCCUGAUGUCAUGAUGCCAGCUUAUAACUCCAGUGUUUUCUUUGCGGUGUUCUUUAUCAUCUACAUCCUCAUCAACACCUACAUCUUUAUGUCAGUGUUCUUGGCAGUCGUGUACAACAACUACAAAAAGUAUCUCAAGGAAGAAGUGCGGCAGCUCGUCAGAGCCAAGAGGCACAAAAUGGUAAGAGCCUUUGGGGUCCUGCAGGAGAGGAAAGGAGAAGAGGGGCCUGUGGUGACCCAGGCCAGUUGGAACCAGCUUGUGCGUUUGGUCCAGCCAGACAUCAGCAACGCCCACAGGGAGCUGCUGUGGAGCGUCUCUGACGACAGUAACAAAGGCUGCAUAGGUAAAGUGGCAUUUGUCCAGCUGGCAGACCUCCUGAACAUGCAGGUGAUUGUGGUAAAGUCUCGGCCACACCCCCUCCAAAUGUGGCUUCCCUCUCUCUACCUCUCCUCCCCCAGCCGCCUUAUAUGCCGCAUGGUCCGGCACCGGUUGUUUGUGUAUGCCUUUGACCUGAUCAUCCUGGUUAACGCAGUGUUUAUUGGCCUGGAUGAGGAAAAUCCACUGAUAGCCAACGCAGAGUGGGCUUUCCUGGCCCUCUACCUCCUUGAGAUUCUCCUCAAACUGUACACCUUCGAACCAAGGGCCUUCUUCUCCAAACAUGAGUUCUGGAACUGGUUUGACACCGUCAUUGUCAUCUCUGCCUUGAUAGCUACGAUCAUCAAUUCGGUGCUGAAAUCAUCUGGGGGCUAUACUAGCCGUCAGAUUCUGGACAUAGUAUUCAUCCUUCGUGUCCUGAGGCUUAUACGAGUGGUAGACAGCAUCAAAAGGUUUCGUGCCAUCAUUAACACCCUCAUCAAGAUUGGACCGACCAUACUCACAUUUGGCCAACUAAUUGUUGUGGUCUAUUACAUAUUUGCUAUGAUUGGAAUGGAGCUGUUCAAAGGAAAAAUCAGAUUUUUUGAUGCAGAGUCUACUGAUCCAGAGAAGGCAUUUUGUGGAAACCCCCUGCUGAAAAACUCAUUGUUUGCCAAACACAACUACUGCAAGAACAACUUCAACAAUGUGGUUUCUUCUUUCAUUCUACUACUGGAACUAACUGUGGUCAACCAGUGGCAUGUGCUGUCCAGCGGUUUUACUGCAGUCACUCAUGUCUCAGCCCGGAUCUUCUUUGUCCUCUUUCACAUUGUUGUUGUCAUCAUCAUCAUCAAUAUUUUCAUUGCUUUUGUGCUGGAAGCCUUCUUCGUGGAGUACACCGUGGAUAAAAGUAAUCUGCAAUCUUGUCUGGAAAAGAAAAUAGAGGAACUGGAGUUGGGUGUGAAACAAGAUCAUCUAGUUGGAAACUUAGUGGAUGCAAUGGAAACGGAUGACAAUGAUAUGGGCACCUCUGAAUCAACCAAGGCAAAACCGGCACUCAUGUUCAAGAUUGCCUCUAAAAGAUACAAAACUGUGGAUGGUUUGUUACAGAGGAUGUUUGAAGCAGACCUAGAUCCAGAAGACUUUGCAGAAGAUGAAGAUUUUGAUCCCAAUAACCCAUCGAAUGUAACCUUCCCAAAUCCAAACUUUGAUUCUGUAUAGUUGUGCUCUAUUAGGGAAUACACAAAUACAAAAUUAAGCUUUAGUUUUUUUGUACUGUAAUUCCUCAUGUUAUCAUACAUUGUCAUUAAAAAAGAAUAUAUUCUAUUAAAUAUUUCUGGAGGUUUAUGUAAUAUACAAUAUAAACGGGUCACAUACCUCAAUGAAGUGUUUAGUUAUUUUUAUAACUCAUAUACUGCUUCUUGUAAAUAGCUUGACAAUGAAUUAGAAAGGACAUUUGUUUUUUCUUUGAUAACCGUUUAAGUGAAGUGAUAUUUAAAACCUACAACCCUGUUUCCAAUAAAGUUGGGAUCCUGUAUAAAAUGUACAAA